AUCCACCCCACACACACAACUGUUUCCUUUUCGCCCCAACUCCAUCGGCGGGCACAUCCAGAGGUGACCGGUCAUACGUGUGCUCAUCUAUUCCUGGACGAUGGGGCCUUGUUUCCUCCUUGGCCCCCCCGUAACGUCGACAGCCGAAGCAGUAAAGGCCUGUCAGCCUCACCCCCAGCGAGCACUCGCGCACAAGCAUCGGCUUGCCUGUCAGCACAUCGAGUCCACGCCUUGUUCAGUGCCAGUUCCACCUUCCGCGCCAGUCCACACAUGCUCGAUGGUGCAGAAAUGUAUGUCACAACACGUCGCUGUAGGCGACGAUACGCAUCCAAUGUUCCUAUGCCGUGUCAUGCGGCCCGCUGGCCUGCGGUCAGCAGCGCUCUGCAAGGGACACGAACCCACACCGAUGCCGUAUCAAUUAAUGGUAAAUGCUGGUCGCCUCCUCUGCUGCGUUGCCCUGUAUGGGCGCAGAUCUGCCACGCGUGAUCGGCGGAUGGCUUCGAACCUUCCAUGAUCUGAGAUCAGCGCCGCCGGCUGCCGGCAAC
Cutaneotrichosporon oleaginosum is the source of this 545-nucleotide messenger RNA. RefSeq lists its product as uncharacterized. The record is from RefSeq and is a predicted model, not a curated record. Lineage: Eukaryota; Fungi; Basidiomycota; Tremellomycetes; Trichosporonales; Trichosporonaceae.